Durio zibethinus is the source of this 1493-nucleotide messenger RNA. Its product is annotated as enoyl-CoA hydratase 2, peroxisomal-like. Gene Ontology annotation, cellular component: peroxisome. Lineage: Eukaryota; Viridiplantae; Streptophyta; Magnoliopsida; Malvales; Malvaceae. Gene Ontology annotation, biological process: fatty acid beta-oxidation. The record is from RefSeq and is a predicted model, not a curated record. Gene Ontology annotation, molecular function: enoyl-CoA hydratase activity; 17-beta-hydroxysteroid dehydrogenase (NAD+) activity; (3S)-3-hydroxyacyl-CoA dehydrogenase (NAD+) activity.
UUGGGAACCCCAAAGGCCCGAACCCAGACCACAUCCGAUUGCUUAAACGCCUAAGACAAAUGAAAACAACAUGGACCCACUCUGAUGUCAAGUCUGAACCACCCUCUAUUUUCGUUUCUCAGAUUUGGUAAUUACCAAUUUCUUUGUUCAGCUUCUAUCCAAAUCGAUCCUCAAAAUUCAAUAUAUAUCAGAUUCAUUGACCCUUUAAUUGGGAUUGACUAUUGACCAUCAAUUCAUCAUCUUGGCUGCAAUCUAAUACUGCUAGUUAUCGAUAAUCAUCUUCAAGAAGCUGCUAUGGCGGUUACUUCGGCUUGCAAUCCGCAGCUCCUUCUUUCACAUAAAUUCCCCGAGACAACAUAUACUUAUACUGAGAGAGAUGUAGCUGUCUAUGCUUUGGGUGUUGGAGCAUGUGGUGGAAACGCUGUUGAUACUGAUGAACUUAAAUAUGGUUACCAUGAAAAUGGACAGCAGUUUAUCAAGGUUUUGCCAACAUUUUCUGCAAUAUUUACACUUGAAUCUAUGCCACAAGAUAUGGAUCUGCCUGGCUUGACAUUUGAUCCAAGUCUUCUGUUGCAUGGACAACAAUACAUAGAAGUAUACAAGCCACUUCCUUCAAAUGGCACUAUACAUAAUAAAAUAAGUCUUGCAGGAUUGCAUGAUAAAGGUAAAGCAGCAGUACUUGAGAUUGAAACCAGAAGUUAUGAGAAAGAGUCUGGUGAACUAUUGAGCAUGAAUCGGUCAAGCAUCUUUUUGCGGGGUGCUGGUGGCUUCUCAGAUCCAUCUCAUCCCUUUACAUACUCAAACUAUCCAGCAAACCAGGCUUCAGCUUUGAGAAUCCCACAAAGUCAACCUUUUGCGGUAUUUGAGGAUUGUAGCCGACCUUCUCAGGCAUUGUUGUAUAGGUUAUCUGGUGAUUAUAAUCCUCUGCAUUCAGAUCCUAUGGUUGCAAAAGUUGCAGGAUUCUCGCGGCCAAUUUUGCAUGGAUUGUGCACCCUUGGGUUUGCAGUUCGGGCAAUCAUCAAAUGUAUUUGCAGGGGAGAUCCAGACAUGAUCAAAAACAUAUCUGGACGAUUUCUUUUACAUGUGUAUCCUGGUGAAACAUUGGUUACUGAGAUGUGGCUCGAAGGCAUGAGGUACAAUUUCGUUCGGAAUAUUGUAAUCUUUCUUCCGAGGUCAUAUAUCGGGUAAAGGCGAAAGAAAGAAAUCGAGCUGUGCUGUCUGGCUAUGUUGACCUCCAUCGUUUAGCAGCUUCACUAUAAAUGAACAUGAGAUCUGAAUAAUUUGAACGCAUUUACUUUCUUAAUAUAUUUGGAGGGAAAAUUAUUGUAUCAGAGUUGUGUAACUAAUUCUCCAAACCUCAUGAGUAGGGAGACUGCGGGCUGCCUAAUGGGAAAUCUGAAAAUCAGGUAGAAAUUCCGAAACUUUGAACAUGUCAUCAUAGACUGUUGAUCCACAAAGACGUAAUAAUACAAGCCAGUUCUUUAUGUUUGCCA